GAAACACUUGUGUCCUUUGAAGUCGGUCACGAACCGCUCCCGGGCUCGGGCACGUGCGCACGCGCCGCACUAGGGUUUCCGCAGCAUACCUACAAGUACUCGAAACCCCGUCUCUCUCCCCCUCUUUUCCGGCUGCGCCUUCCCCUCGCAGCCGCCAGCCCUCAACGUUCCUACCAGCUGCCACCGCCUGUUACCCGUGAUGUCUCCCGCCCUUGCCGCUGGCGUGGAGCCCAUGGCCGUCGACGAUUCCGCCUCCAAGAAGGCCAAGCGCAAGCAGCUCAAGGCCGCCGCCGCCGCCGCGGAGGCAGAGGCGGAGGCCGCUUCGGUCAAGAAGAAAGAGAAGAAAGAGAAGAAGCGAAAGGUGAAGGAGCCGUCCCCUCCGCUCCCAUCGGCCGCGUCCUCUGAUGAGGAAGAGAAAAGCAGCACCAGCUCCGAGGAGACAGCACCCGCGGCGAAAAAAGCGAAGGAGAAGACGAAGAAGAAUGUUGAUGUCUCGUCUUCAGCCUCAGAUGACGAUGGCGAGAUCACAGCCAGCAGCGAUGAGGACCCCGCGGACCCGAACGCGCUGACGAACUUCAGGAUAUCGGAGUCGCUGAGGCAGAGCCUCAGGUCCAAGGGGAUCAAGUCACUGUUCCCCAUUCAGGCCACCACUUUCGAUCUCGUACUCGAUGGCAGCGACUUGGUUGGCCGAGCGCGCACCGGUCAGGGAAAAACUUUGGCUUUUGUCUUGCCCAUAUUGGAGUCUUUGGUUAAUGGGGCAAACAAGGCAUCUAGACGGACUGAACAUGGCAGGACCCCAAGUGUUCUCGUUCUACUACCAACAAGAGAGCUGGCCAAUCAGGUGCACGCUGACUUUGAGUUUUAUGGUGCAACAUUUGGGCUCUCUGCAUGUUGUGUGUAUGGGGGAUCACCUUAUCGUCCUCAAGAAAUGGCAUUGAGAAGAGGUGUGGAUAUUGUUGUUGGAACUCCUGGUCGUGUCAAGGAUUUCAUUGUUAAAGGAACUCUCAAUUUGAAAUGCUUGAAAUUCCGUGUCCUUGAUGAAGCUGAUGAGAUGCUAAACAUGGGUUUUGUUGAUGAUGUCGAGCUCAUUCUUGGCAAGGUAGAAGAUGCUACCAAAGUACAGACGCUUCUGUUCAGUGCCACUCUGCCAGAGUGGGUGAAUAAGCUCUCUAUGAGGUUUCUGAAAGUUGACAGGAAAACAGUUGAUCUUGUCGGUAAUGAGAAACUGAAGGCCAGUGCAUCUGUUAAGCACCUUGCUCUUCCUUGUAACAAGGCAGCAAGGGCACAAGUUAUUCCAGACAUUAUCCGAUGUUAUAGCCAUGGAGGUCGAACCAUCAUCUUCACUGAGACGAAGGAUUCUGCAUCAGAGCUUUCUGGUUUGAUUCAUGGAUCCCGUGCCUUGCAUGGAGAUGUAGCGCAAGCGCAGCGUGAAGUAAUUCUUGCUGGAUUCCGUAGCGGGAAGUUCCAAGUUUUGGUUGCGACAAAUGUGGCGGCGCGUGGUCUGGAUAUUAAUGAUGUGCAGCUUAUCAUUCAGUGUGAACCUCCCCGGGAUGUUGAAGCUUACAUACACCGGUCAGGUCGGACAGGGAGAGCAGGUAAUACUGGUGUUGCUGUCAUGCUUUAUGAGCCCAGAUAUAAGCACAGUGUCAGCAGACUAGAAAGGGAGUCUGGGGUUAAAUUUGAGCAUAUCUCUGCGCCACAACCCACUGAUGUAGCACAAUCUGCUGGCAGUGAAGCUGCAGAUGCAAUUGCGAGUGUGUCAGACAGUGUUAUUCCUAUCUUCAGGCAGCAAGCAGAGCAGUUGCUAAGCUCUUCCAGUCUGUCUGCAGCUGACUUGCUUGCCAAAGCACUUGCAAAGGCAGUUGGUUACACGGACAUAAAGAAAAGAUCAUUGUUAUCUUCCUUGGAGGAUUACAGUACACUACAUCUUCAAACUGGCAGACCGAUGUGGUCACCUGGGUUUGCUUUUACUAUAUUGAAAAGGUUCAUGCCAGAAGAUAAACUUGCAGAUGUAAAGGGUGCCACCCUCACCGCUGAUGGAACAGGAGUUGUAUUUGAUGUUCCUGCAGCAGAUGUUGAAGAUUACAUUCAAGCUUCGGAGAGUGCCGCACAGGUGACAAUUGAUGAAGUCAAGCAACUGCCACCCUUGCAAGAGAAGGACCAGUCGAGAGGCAACUCUGGGGGAGGAAGAUUUGGCCAUGGAGGUGGCCGGAGAUUUUCUGGUGGUGGUGGCGGCGGCAGAGGGUUUUCUGGCCGGGGAGGUGGCGGCAGAGGGUUUUCUGGCAGAGGAGGCGGCGGCAGUAGAUUUAACAGGAGGAAUUAGAAGCUGCUUCAAUCUUUAUGGACAUUUCAGAAUUCAGAGAACUAUGUUUGUGUUCGACGUAGUUUUGAUGAAGAGGGAGGGAAUCGUCUCAGUUUUGGCUGCAACUGUAUCGUGCUUUUGUUUAUUUGUUAGCCUUCGUCAACGAAGGCUUAUUUUGUUAGUGAUAUAAUUGAGGCAUGGGGAAGAGGGGGAGGUAACAGUCUCAGUUUUGGCUGCAAAUUGUAUCGUGCUAUUGUUUAUUUGUUAGUGUUCGUCAACGAAGGCUUAUUUGUUAGUGCUUUUA
This is a messenger RNA of Zea mays, 2606 nucleotides long. RefSeq names its product DEAD-box ATP-dependent RNA helicase 7. The transcript is spliced from 14 exons. NCBI's taxonomy places the organism in Eukaryota, Viridiplantae, Streptophyta, Magnoliopsida, Poales, Poaceae. The coding region runs from base 200 to 2323 and encodes 707 amino acids. Gene Ontology annotation, molecular function: ATP binding; RNA binding; RNA helicase activity. The record is from RefSeq and is a predicted model, not a curated record.